GCGAGUGCCAGAAAAAAAAUACUGCCACCCACCACCGCGCCGCCGCGCCAUGGCUUCCCCAUCCCCUUCCUCGCCCCUCCACCCGCACCAGCACCCACCUCCUCCGAAUGUUCACCACCAAUUCCAAUCCCUACCGCCUUCGAUGCCGCCACCGCCGCCGUCAACGGCGCUGCCAAAGGCGCUCGACCUUGAGGUUACCGUCGUCUGCGGGAAGCACCUGAAGAAUGUCAACUGGCGCCGUGGCGACCUCCGUGCCUACGUCGUGGUGUACCUUGACCCCUCCCGCCGCGCCGCUACCCGCCCCGACGACGGCGGCGGGUGCAAACCAACCUGGAACGAGCGCCUCGUCCUCCCGCUUCCGCCCCACCUCUCCCCGCACGACCCCUCCAUCCUCCUGUCCCUCGACGUUUUCCACUCUAAGCCCUCCGAUUCGCCCAAGCCGCUCGUCGGAUCCGCCCGCUCUCCUCUCCGCGACCUCCUCUUCCCCGCAAACCCUAACCCUAGCCACGAUCCCGCAGCCUCCGCUCUCGUCAGCCUGCCACUCCUCCGCCCUUCCGGCCGCCCACAGGGGAAGAUCCGGAUCCGCGUCGCCAUCCGCGAGCGCUCGCCGCCGCCUCCGGAGCCGCAAUACCCUCCGCCUUCCAGCUCCCCGUACUACUUUCCACCGCCUCCUCCCGCCUACUCGGCCCCGCCUCAGUACGGAUCUGACCAGUACUAUCGCCCUAGUGGAUACUACUCUGCACCUGCACCUCCACCACAUCCGUAUGAGUACACCGGAGGGCCCUCUGCACCGGUGGACUACAACAGGCAAUAUGAGCAGAGAGGGAGGACUGGGGCCGCUGGUAGUGGCAGUGGGAACGGAAGGUAUGGAGCAGGCACUGGGCUUGCGGUGGGUGCUGUGGCUGGAGCCCUCGGGGGUCUAGCAAUUGAUGAAGCGGUGAAGUACAAGGAGGAUAAGGGUGCAGAACGGGUGGAAGAGAAGGUGGUACCUGCUGGGAGGGAUGAUUACAGCGAGUAUCGUGGCGACUAUUGAACCGAAGUUUGUGUGAGUGUGGAAGAAAGCGCUGUGAGUUGAUUCUUCUUCCAUGCCUAUGUGGGAAUAAAUCCAGUGUUAGUCUAUGGCUUUCCCCAUGUAUGUAUAUAUAUUUGUGAUGUUGUGAAUUAUUCUGAUACCUAUAAACUACUCCUUCGGUUCUUGUUUAUUUGUCGCUGUUUAGUUCAAAAAUGAACUAGCGGGCGACAAAUAUUCGAGAACGGAGGUAGUACAAUGUUUUAUGAUGACAGAUUUGGUGUGUAACAUAAAUAUCUCAUGGCUUGCUUUGAUGGUGUACUUGUGUCUUGUUGUCUUGAUGAAUGAUGAUGGGUGUUAUCUUUUCCAGC
Zea mays is the source of this 1380-nucleotide messenger RNA. RefSeq names its product Ras association and pleckstrin y domain 1. The transcript has a single exon. The record is from RefSeq and is marked provisional. NCBI's taxonomy places the organism in Eukaryota, Viridiplantae, Streptophyta, Magnoliopsida, Poales, Poaceae. Gene Ontology annotation, biological process: defense response. The coding region runs from base 50 to 1033 and encodes 327 amino acids.